AUGGUACAUUCUGCCCCCAUUAAACCUAACGUCAUCAUGAACGGCAGUAAGAUCUUGUACAUGGAAAUAUGCGGACUGAAAUUCGUCGACUCGUAUAAUUUCUUACCGUUUGCAUUAGCCAAGAUGCCCUCCGCUUUCGGAUUCGACGAAUUGAGGAAAGGCUAUUUCCCCCACUUUAAUACGGAACAGAACCAGAAUUACGUAGGACCUUAUCCACCGGAAGCUUUCUACAAUCCGGACGAAAUGUCUAUCAGUGGACGACGGGCAUUUUUUGAAUGGUACGAACAACAGAGGGGAAAAUUAUUUGAUUUCCAGAAAGAGUUUGUAGAGUAUUGUGUCUCGGACGUCGACAUUUUGCACCGAUGCUGUGUAAAGUUUAGAGCCACCCUUAAGACCUUAUUCAAUGUGGACCCUUUCCAGGAAUCCAUCACUUUUGCCACUGCUGCUAAUUUAGCCUCCCGUCGACAAUUCAUGCCUGAAGACACCAUUGCCAUCAUUCCUAACCUCGAGUAUCAACCGGCACGACAAUAUUCGGCUAAAGCCUGUCGGUGGCUCACCUGGAUUAGUCAACAGAGUGGAUGUCACAAACAACAUGCCAGAAACGGGGGCGAUGUCCAGAUUGCAAAUUAUACCGUCGACGUAUACCAGGAAGCGACUCGCACCGUCUACGAAUUUUACGGGUGCUAUUGGCACGGAUGCUCCACCUGCUAUCCCAGUUUACAAACCGAACCUCAUCCUCACCGGACCCAAUAUACUUGCCAGCAAUUACACGAAGAAACCCUCAGAAGGACUUUGACUUUGGAGAAAAUGGGGUAUACCGUCCUUGGUAUCUGGGAGCACGAUUUCGAUCAGCAAGUGCAAAAAGUUGCGAGUUUACAGCAUUUUGUACGAGACCUGGACAUUCCCGAUCCUUUAAACCCUCGAGAAGCCCUGUACGGAGGUCGGACAAAUGCCACUCGAUUAUAUUGUGAGGAAGGGGACAUGAGGUACAUGGACGUUUGUUCACUAUACCCUUACGUGUUGAAACACAGACCUUUUCCCUUAGGGCAUCCCGAGAUCAUCACAGACGUGUUCCAGGACUUGAGAAAUUAUUUCGGUCUCAUUCACUGUCGGGUCUUACUUCCCCGAGACCUCUAUCACCCCGUAUUACCUUAUCGGACGGGAGGCAAGUUAUUAUUUCCCUUAUGUCGCACGUGUGCCGAACGACAGGACUCUACUUUUCAAGAUCGAUGUCAACACACCGACCAGGAACGUAGUCUCACGGGUACUUAG
Saccostrea cuccullata (small rock oyster) is the source of this 1272-nucleotide messenger RNA. RefSeq lists its product as uncharacterized. The transcript has a single exon. Lineage: Eukaryota; Metazoa; Mollusca; Bivalvia; Ostreida; Ostreidae. The coding region runs from base 1 to 1272 and encodes 423 amino acids. Gene Ontology annotation, biological process: DNA replication. Gene Ontology annotation, molecular function: nucleotide binding; DNA binding; DNA-directed DNA polymerase activity. The record is from RefSeq and is a predicted model, not a curated record.